Molecule: messenger RNA, 1673 nt
Organism: Columba livia (rock pigeon)
Lineage: Eukaryota; Metazoa; Chordata; Aves; Columbiformes; Columbidae
Gene: TRUB2
Product: TruB pseudouridine synthase family member 2
Exons: 8
Coding region: 115-1053 (312 amino acids)
Biological process (GO): pseudouridine synthesis; RNA processing
Molecular function (GO): RNA binding; pseudouridine synthase activity
Source: RefSeq, a predicted model, not a curated record
UGACCCCGGCCCGCGCCACCGCCCGCCGCAGCAGCAGCAUCGCCCCCUCCGCCGCCACCGCCGCUGCCCCGGAAGCGCCCGGCGGGGCGGAGCGGGGCGGAGCGGGCAGACGGCAUGGCGGCGGUGCCGAGCGGGCUGUUCGCCGUGUACAAACCGGCGGGGGUGGCGUGGGGCUGCGUCCGGGAGGCGGUGGAGACGAAGCUGCUGCGCGACCUGAACGCGGCGUCGGUGCGCGCCCCGCGGCAACACGUCCGGUUCCUGCCGGCCCCGGGUGACAGCGGGGACACGGGGCUGGUGGCCAUGAGGGUGCCAGUGCUGGCCGACCACCCGCUCGUGCGAGGCCCGCGGUUCAGGCGGCUGAAGAUCGGAGCGGGUCACCGGCUGGACGUGAAAGCCUCGGGAGUGUUCGUGCUUGGCAUAGGCCACGGGAACAAGCUGUUCACCGACCUGUACAACUGCCACCUGACCAGGGUUUACACUGUCGGUGGGCUGUUUGGUAAAGCCACUGAUGACUUCUCAGACACAGGGAAGCUUGUAGAGAAGACAACAUUUGAUCAUAUCACAAGGGAGAAGCUGGAACGGAUUCUCGCGGUCAUCCAAGGAACAAAUCAUAAGGCCCUGCUGAUGUAUUCCAACAUUGAUAUGAAAACACAAGAGGCAUACGAGCUGGCUGUCCAGGGGUUGAUUCGCCCCAUGGAAAAGAGCCCUCCGAUAAUCACAGGCAUCCGAUGCCUCCAGUUUGCACCACCAGAAUUCCAGCUAGAAGUCCAUUGCUUGCAUGAGACGCAGCAGUACCUCCGAAAAAUAGUUCACGAGAUUGGUCUGGAGCUGAAAUCAUCUGCUGUGUGCACACAAGUGCGGAGAACACGCGAUGGUGUUUUCACACUGGAUGACGCUCUCCUGAGGACGCAGUGGAACCUGCAGAGUAUACAGAAAGCAAUUUGGGACUGUCAGCUUAAAGUGAAAACAGAGUUGGAGAAAACACUAGGUCAUCAGGAUAAAAGUCUCCUUCAGACGGCGGAUGCGGAGAUGGCCCACACUGCAGACAGCUGAGUGCACGCAGCGGAGGGAACGGCCACAAGCAAUUUCUGUAGCACAAUAACGCAGCUACGUGCUGACAGCAUGAUGGACAGCAGAAGGAAAGAGGUUAAUUGCAGUUCACUUCCACCCUUGCCUUGAGAUGAGUUUAAUCAGAGAGGCAUUUUUUUCAGUGACAGGCUGUAUCAUUUUUUUUAAAGCAUCACAAACAGUUCAUUAACGGGAGUUGGCUGUGCCAAAAUUCCUGUUGACUUUGGGAACAUUAGGUUGCUAAGGAAUAUAAAAACCCAUCCCCAAAUUGUUUAGUGGCAGGAAAUACAGCAUCUUAGGGAGCUGUAUUCCCUUGAUUGCACAGAUUUGUUUGUUCCUUGCAACUGGCAGCAUUAGCUUAUCAGCUGCAUAGAUUUUAUUUUCCCUCUGUUGUACUAGAAUAUUUUCUUUUCAUUAGCCCUGCUCUCAGAUACAAAAGAGCUCAAAAUCAGGCUAAAAGGGGGAUGUACAGGAGAAAACACAGCUUACACAAAGCAAUGCAAGGAAAUGGUUAUAUACAGAGUAGACAUGUGUGACCAGGAAAAGAGGCUUUGUAAUAGGGACUGAUGCGUAAGAAAUAAAACUGAAAAUGACCUAACAGAGAA